CGCGGAGUUGAGUUCAUUUCAGUCCAAAGGGCGUCCAGCGGCGGCUGAUACCCCAUUCUCGGAUGUAUGGCUAUUAUGCUGUGCUUGUCACAGCUAUGCAGAUUAUACCUGGGUGGCAGGAGGAUAUAGCGAUACGAAGCUGUCAUCAGUUUUCUGUCUGCUGGAGGAAUCCUCGUCAAAUAUCAUCUAGUUUCGAUUCUCAAAUCUCUCACAAAGUCUUGCAAGGCCCAGAACCAGUAUCAUCAAUCCCACAUUAAAAUGGCGGAACUUGAGAUUCCUAUCAUUGACUUCAGCGGAUUUUAUUCGGAUGACCCAUCCCGAAAGCGGGCCGUUGUUGAUCAGGUCCGCAGGAGCUGCCUCUACAAUGGUUUCUUCCAAAUCGUCAACCAUUCUGUGCCACUCCCGCAGCAGCAAGGCGCAUUGGAUGCCGCGAAGAACUUUUUCACUCUUCCUCAGCACGAAAAGGACAAAGUCAGCAAGAACAACAACACUUGGAACCGAGGAUAUGAGAUGCUGCGAUCGCAGAUUCUUGAGGAAGGCACUCAGCCAGAACUCAAGGAAGGAUUUUAUAUCGGUGCAGAUCUUUCUACAUCUCACCCUUACUUUGUUGAAAAAAAACUGAACAGCGGACCGAAUCAGUGGCCUGAGGGGCUUGGAGAUGGUCUUGAGACAUUCAAGUCGGGUACGAUGAACUAUUACAACUCUUGCCUGAAUCUAGCUUCAGACCUUCUCAAAGUGCUAGCGUUGUCACUCGAUCUUGACGAGAGUUAUUUUGAUCAGUUCGCAGAUGGUGCGGUCGCCACCAUGAGACUUCUGCACUAUCCAAGCCAGCCUAAAGAUGCCGACGAGAAACUGACUCGAGGCAUUGGUGCUCACACGGACUUUGGUGCAAUCACCAUGUUGCUCCAGGAUGAAGUCGACGGCCUCCAAGUUUGGGAUCAGAGAAACCAAACCUGGAUUGACGUUGAGCCGACGAAAGGAGCUCUCGUCGUAAACCUUGGCAACUUGAUGCAGCGAUGGACGAAUGAAAAGUAUAAGAGCAAUGUUCACCGUGUUAUCAACAAGUCUGGAAAGGAAAGAUAUUCUAUUCCUGUAUUCCUUUCUGGUAACCCAGACUAUGUGGUCGACACUAUUCCCACGUGCGUGUCAGCGACCAAUUCCAAGAAAUUCAAGCCUAUUACGGUUCAAGAGGCUGUGUCAGCUGCAUAUGCAGAGUCUUAUGGCAGAGCGCAAAAAUAUAAGCAAGGUUUAGAAAAGGCUAUUGAUAGUGAAAUCCUGCCACCAGCAGUACAGGUCUAAAUAUUAAUGAUCGUUUGAUUGAGUCAAAAGCAAUAUUUCCGAUUGAGCCUAUGGGUAUUGCUUAUGAAUGUCUGCACAUAUGCAAGGUAGUGGCCUGAAUGCACAAUUGGCGUGUUUCUGACUACGCACUCUACACUGGGGCCAAC
Truncatella angustata is the source of this 1445-nucleotide messenger RNA. RefSeq lists its product as uncharacterized. Bases 259 to 1299 code for a protein of 346 amino acids. The record is from RefSeq and is a predicted model, not a curated record. NCBI's taxonomy places the organism in Eukaryota, Fungi, Ascomycota, Sordariomycetes, Amphisphaeriales, Sporocadaceae. The transcript has 3 exons. Gene Ontology annotation, molecular function: dioxygenase activity.